This is a messenger RNA of Periconia digitata, 849 nucleotides long. The record is from the annotation of a GenBank genome assembly. NCBI's taxonomy places the organism in Eukaryota, Fungi, Ascomycota, Dothideomycetes, Pleosporales, Periconiaceae.
AACAAUCACAAAAUACCCCUUCAAACAAAGUCAAACGUAUUCUUGGAGCCUGAAAUUUCGACUGCCGCUCUUUCUACAAUGACAACCUUACAACACAUCAGUCCUUCGAAAAUGGAAUCGCGACCCUCCCCGCACUUGUUCGACUUACCCCACGACAUCUUCGUACAGAUACAGCAGGUCAUACUCAGCACAUGUACAUUCUCAGAAUGGGUGCAACUCGGGCUCGUCUCAAAAGCGUGGCGGCAAUGGACAAACGAAGCGUUCGGUGACUGGCUGGAGGGCAGAGGAUCAUGUAACGGGGUAAACGCCAUAUUUCCCGGGACGCGCGAGGAAUUGCAGUUCGUGAAGGACCAUGUAAAAGAUCUCACGCAGCGUUCCGUGUCAGUGCGCUACUCGAUCAAUUCUUCAGAGAAGAAGUGGUGGUUCUCCUCUCAAAAAGUGCACCUCCCCGCCGCCGGGGUGAAAUACGAAAGCUUGGAAUAUGUGCCGGGAACCGGUCUUCAGCUGCAGUGGAGACCCUCGUACAAGGACUCGGCCAGCGAGAUCGUCGUGGGCACUCAUCUAGACCCAGAGCAUUUCAAGGUCAUUGUGCAGCGCAUGCUCCCGGAGUUCAGAUCCCCUACCAAGGAAACUUGCUCCGGCAGGAUUUGGAAGAACUCAAAGGACGCCAGUGACGCGCUGUGUAGAGGCGCGUUUAGAAAUGUCCCCGGUUGCGCUUGUUUUGUGGGGCCUGAGAUUCCUUGCUCGCGCUGCGCUGUUGAGAGUAGGCAGGAUUGGUAUGUGAAGAGUUGGGGUUGGGGGUUUGUGAUGCAACGGUGGGAGUUGGAGCAAUACGAGCUUUGGGUCUAG